UUGUAAUAUUAAGACUUAGAAAUCAAAAUGUAUUUGUCUAUAACAUAGUAGUCCUCGUCCUAAUUUCAUAAUAAUUUAAAGUUCAUUAUGUUUGUCCAGUGCAGUAGUAAAACCUAGCGCCUUUCAAUAACAAAGUGACGAUAACUAAACAAAUUGUCUGUUAGAUAACAUUAAUAUAGUAUUAAGCUAAUAAUAUAUGUAUCGAUAUUUUAUCUCCUAUUAUAAUGUAAACACGACGGUGGUUUAUGUACAUUCGUGUUAGGAGAGUGAUAGCGGUAGGAUGGAUUCCUUGUACGAGCGCGCGAUAUCCGAAGUAGGUCAAGAAGGAAAAUUUCAAAUAACUUUCGAUAUUUUUUAUAAUGUGUUGCUUUCUGGGUUGUGGUCAAUGGCAUAUAACAAUAUAAUUUUAGCGCUAACGAUUACCCCACAUAUAUGCAAACUACCUCAGAAACCAACGAAUGUGACUGAAUAUUACUGGAAGUCGAAGUACAUUCCAACUGUUGAAGAUGCUGUCGGAGCAACAAAAUUUAGUGACUGUUUGAUUUACACAAACCAAGAGUUGAAUAAAACUAAAGAAUGUGAUAUUUUCGAAUACGACCGGACUUGGUUCGAAACAACUAUUCCAACUGAAAAUAAUUGGGUUUGCGGCAAUGAAAUAAACGUAGCAAAUGUUUUUGCUUAUAGCAAAAUCGGGGAAAUUAUAGGAUCUUUUAUCUUUGGAUGGUAUGGAGACGUAUACGGGCGUCGACUCACAUACAUUAUUUCAUUGGUCAUGCUAGUAGUCGGCCGUUUCAUGUCAAUAUUGGCCAGUUCUUCAUUUGUACUAUUCUCUAUUGGGUGUAUCAUAGCUUCCUUACCAUCAUGGUCGGCUACCCAGAGUACAGCCAUUAUAUCGCUGGAAAUAUCUUCUCCUAAACGACGAGCAAGUGUCGCCAAGCUGAGAUUAAUAUCUAUGAGUCUCGGAAUGUGUCUAAUGCCUUUAUUCUACUUGUGGUUUCGGAAUUGGAAACCUUUUAUGAUUAUCACCACUGCAACACAAAUACCUUAUUUGUUAUUUUCUUGGAAAUUAAUUGAAUCACCACAGUGGCUUUGGGUUAAUAGAAAAACAAAAGACUGCGUUAAAAAUCUCAAGCGUAUAGCCAAAGUAAAUAAAACUAAACUUAGUUCUGCUACAGAGGAAGAAAUACUUACGAGUGGUGUAGCUGAGGCCAAUGAGACAGAGGUCUUAGGCCCAUUGGCAUUAUUUUCUGGUUGGCGCUUAGCUACUAACACUAUAUUGCAAUUGUUUUUGUGGGUCUGCGUUUCAAUCAACUAUACGGUGGUGUUAUUGAGUUCUGCAGAAAAGUCCAAUGGAAACCCAUUCUUGGAUUUCGCCUGGCAGUCCUUAGCUGAGAUACCUGGGUUCUUUAUAGCAUCAUGGCUUGCUAAUAAUAUCGGUCGACGAUACACGGGGAUUAUUUCAACAGCCAUAACCGCGUCUAUUUGGAUUUUUUACGGUUUUCGUGAAAUAUAUGUUGCGGAAUUUCUAAACAGUCAAUGGUUGAGAAGUUCUUUGGUUUUUAUAAACAGAUUGACGAUCACAGUUUCAUACUAUAUAAUCAAUUUGUUCAAUAUGGAACUUUAUCCAACGUGCCUAAGACAAACGGGAAUGUCAUUAGGCAAUGUUGUGAGCGGUGGAGCCGGUGCGAUAGCGCCUUACAUUUUGUAUUUGGGUCGUCGGUAUAGUGCACAUUACCAAAGUGCCAUUUUAAUAUUUACGACAAUAUUUGGUGGAAUUUUAACAUCUUUCUUUUUACCCGAAACUUUGAAUGCCAAACUGCCGGAAACGUUUGAAGAUGCACAAAGAUUUGGUCGUCGUCGAAGAAAUAGAACAUUUUAUAUGUCUGUAAACCUAAAAACUGAAACAAUAGAUUCAAACUUGCCAAAUAUGUGAAAAUAAUGGUUGUUCUAAUGUAUAACAAUAAUUUAUUCGGUUUGAAUUAUAUUAUAAUAGGUACUUAAUAAUGAAACGUGGCCUUAUAAGAAGUGCAUCGAGGUACAAUAUCUACCCUGUAUAAGUACAUGUACCUGACCUUUAUAAUGGAAUAUAA
Molecule: messenger RNA, 2090 nt
Organism: Spodoptera frugiperda (fall armyworm)
Lineage: Eukaryota; Metazoa; Arthropoda; Insecta; Lepidoptera; Noctuidae
Product: organic cation transporter protein
Exons: 8
Coding region: 281-1933 (550 amino acids)
Biological process (GO): transmembrane transport
Cellular component (GO): membrane
Molecular function (GO): transmembrane transporter activity
Source: RefSeq, a predicted model, not a curated record